Molecule: messenger RNA, 1014 nt
Organism: Trichoderma virens Gv29-8
Lineage: Eukaryota; Fungi; Ascomycota; Sordariomycetes; Hypocreales; Hypocreaceae
Exons: 2
Biological process (GO): proteolysis
Molecular function (GO): aspartic-type endopeptidase activity
Source: RefSeq, a predicted model, not a curated record
CAUGAUGUAAAGUGGUACGGCGAACUAAAUGUUGGGACGCCUCCACAGACUCUGACCGUAGUGUUUGAUACUGGCUCGUCGGAUCUUGUGAUUCCAUCCACGCAAUGCGUCGCAAACCCUGGGUGCACUGGAUUGCAGCAUCUUUUCGCGCCUGAAAAGUCGGAGACGUUUACUUCUCUUAAUGGUUCAUUCCGGAUCUCAUAUUCAACAGGCACUGGCGUCUCAGCUUCGGGCAAUGUCGAGAUCGAGGGACUGAUCUCAAGAGAUGUGAUAGCUGUUGCAGGUCUUCAAGUACAAGACUUCCAAUUUGGUCUUAUUACGAACCAGUCAGCCGCGUUCGGCGUUGAUCCGUUUGACGGAAUCGUGGGUAUGGGAUUUCCAUCUGGCCUGACUACUGGGGCACAAACUUUUCUUGGUGCCUUAUACAGCAGCGGACAGAUCAGUCAGGCUAUUUACGGCCUCUACCUGACGCCCCAAUCCAUGGGGCAAGCGGAAAUCAGCCUCGGUGGCGUGGAUAGCUCCAAGUUGACCAGCGAGAUCAACUACAUCCCGGUAUAUCCAGUGACCGGCCAAUUCAACGGGACCUUUGAAAAAAUCUAUGUUGACAAUAGGACCACCAAUGUGUCCCCUAACUACGUCAUCUACGAUUCCGGUACAGCAAAUAUUGUUGCUCCAAAGAAUGAUGCUGAAGAGAUUUAUGCAAUGAUAUCACCGUUCAUUAGACCCAUUGAUACAGCAGGAACAUACGGUAUACCCUGUUCGAAACUAGAACAUAUCAAAUCAUCAAUUACUUUCAUGAUUGGAGGCCACAAGUAUAUAAUUCCUCCCCAAGAGCUCAAUGUUGGGACAAUUUCAGGCCAGCCGGGGAUCUGCCAGAUGCUUAUCAACAGUAGCGGUGGCGAUCAGGAGAAAAGCUUGUGGGUAGUUGGUGGCAGCUUACUGAAGUAUUAUUAUACAGUUUGGGAUAUUGAGAAUGCUCGUUUUGGGCUUGCUCAAACAUGGCACUCGCCUUAA